Messenger RNA from Cyclospora cayetanensis, 1575 nucleotides. RefSeq names its product 20S-pre-rRNA D-site endonuclease nob1. Gene Ontology annotation, molecular function: RNA endonuclease activity. Lineage: Eukaryota; Apicomplexa; Conoidasida; Eucoccidiorida; Eimeriidae. Gene Ontology annotation, cellular component: preribosome, small subunit precursor. The transcript is spliced from 4 exons. Bases 1 to 1575 code for a protein of 524 amino acids. The record is from RefSeq and is a predicted model, not a curated record. Gene Ontology annotation, biological process: maturation of SSU-rRNA.
AUGGAUCUCCCUAAUGCGACGAAUGCAGGAAAUCAAGCUGACUUGAGUGGUACUGGAGCACAUGAUGAAUUGAAGGAAGGCAGCUCGCCCCAACCCAGCUGGGCAGAGCGCGCUUCGAGGGCUGCCAAACUGCCUGUGGCUUCAGAAAAAAAAAAAUCAAGAGAGGGCGAAACUACCUCUUGCAUCCCUCCCACAGCUCCAAAUGCUGCCCUUCCCAAAGCCCCGCCUCCUUCGAUUCCGGCAUUCGCUCGUGCAACAAAGGAGAGGCCUGUCAUUGUGCUGGACGCUGGGGCACUGAUUCGAGUUGAGGCCCUCGACAAGUACCGUCACAAAUGUGCGUUUGUUACAACAAUGGCAGCAGCGCAGGAGGUACGGGAUGCAAUGUCAAGACAGCGCGUAGGCGAGCGGCUGUUGGAUAUUCACACGCUGCAGCCAUCCGCAUCUGACGAGGCAUGGGCAGAAAAAUUCGCAGAUAUGACAGGCGACUUGCCCUUUCUAUCUAAAACAGACUUGGGGCUCAUUGCACUUACCUACAUGCUGCAGAGGGCUACGGGACAGACGGAACGCCUGAAAAUACGACCUCCCGCACUUGAAUUCUUCAGCGAGGCAGAGCUGCAACACUCCCUUGAAAGCAACGGGGAUUCGACGCAUGUGUGGACGCUCCAGCGGGGAUGCGUGUCGGCUACCUCUCCUGCAAGAACGCCACCGUCUGUAGAUGCCUCUUCUCUGGAGGAUUCUACUAGAACUCUGGAAGGCGAGACGCCAGAGAGCGAAAGUGCAUACAAAUCAAAUUCGACGGCGGAAGACGACAUGGACAUGGAAGAGGGAUGGGUUACUGAAGAAGUGCUAAGGGACCACUUGGGACUUGUAGCAUUAGACGAUUGCCCUGAUGGAGUGGAAGGCAGAGAAGGGGGUGAACAAGGCGAUGCUGAAGCUCUCUCAAAGGCUUUUAACGGCCUCGAACUGGCGGCACACCUUCAGGAGGUCGAAGAUCUUGUGUGCUGCAUGACAACAGAUUUUUCAAUGCAAAAUGUCCUGCUGCAAAUGGGACUAGGGGUCUUGUCUGCAGACGGACGAACGAUCCGAACUGUUAAAUUAUGGGCCCUCUUGUGCAGGGCCUGUGGGCACCUUGACCGGAAGACAAAGCUGUUGUUUUGCUCCAAGUGCGGGCACUACACGCUGGAAAGGGCGCCUCUGUAUUUCGACCAGAAGUCUAGAAAAGUAUAUGUUUUUGACGGAAGGAAGCGCUUUUCCAAAAGGGGCCAGGUCUACUCCAUACCAAAGGAAACAGGGGGCAAGCACUCUCGUCCAAUCAUCUUGGCAGCCGAUCAGCUGUUAAUGGGAGGAGUAGAUAGGGAACUUCGGCACAAAGAGAAGAUUUGGAAAAAAGACGUCGAAUCCAAGAACCCGUUUUCACCGAACUAUUGCCUAGAAGCGCAAAGUUGGCAUCUUCGCGCAUUUACUGCAUCUGGUAGAGCUGCUGCCUCUGCUCCCCCAAAAGUCAUCGUUGGUCUCGGACCCGGCAAUCCCAAUUCCAAUCGAUGGAUGAAAAACCGCAACAGACAACGGAAAUAG